AUGGAGCGUUUCCGAAUGUCCAAGCAAACAUUUCUUGAGUUGGUGGAGGCUCUACGGCCACGUCUCGAACGUCAAACCACCACCAUGCGUGUGCCAUUAUCCGUGGAGAGGAGAGUCGCCGUAGCGGUGUGGUACCUCGCCAACGGGUCAAGCUAUCAGGUGGCGAGCGACUUGUUUGGCAUCGGACGGUCCACGGUCGCAUCCUCGGUAAUAGAGUUCUGCUUUGCUGUGGAACUAGAACUUCUCUCGAAAACAAUAUGCAUUGGUCCCGACGUUGGAAAGAUAAUGGAUGGCUUCGAUCGCCUUGGAUUUCCGCACUGCAUAGGCGCUAUAGAUGGCACCCACAUUCCCAUUUGCGCUCCGGGGGGAAGGCCAGAUCAAUAUGGUAAUCGGAAGAACUAUUCAUCCAUUCUUCUUCAAGGAACUGUAGACUCAUCAGGACGCUUCAUCGACGUGGAGGUAGGGUGGAGUGGGAAAAAUCAUGAUGCCUUUGUCUUUACCCACUCCGCCCUCUGUAUUGCCAUGGAUGCCGGCUCCCUGGUUCCUGGGAACCCUUGCCUGGAUUUGGAUGGUGUGGUGGUUCCACCGAUCAUCAUUGCGGAUGGUGCCUACCCCUUGCGUCCCUGGCUGAUGAAGCCAUACGGCCGGACAGCAGAAGCGGGACAUCACCGAGACUUUGAUAGGAGACUUUGCAGGGCUCGCAACAAGGUGGAAUGUUGUUUUGGUCGUUAUAAGGGGAGAUGGCGUUGUUUGUCCAGGCGUCUGCAGGUCAGAGAACAAAAUGUGGUCUCUGUUGUCACUGCUUGUGCUGUCCUACAUAACUUGUGUGAGGAAAGGGGUCAUCCGGUGUUGGGUGACCUGGAAUCACCAGAACCCAUUCGCAUACAGGCUGAUGAGGAUGAUGACAUGGCCACAAAUGGUGAGAAUCUCGCAGCAGGAAAGGUAGUGCGGGAGGCCUUGGCAAGGUUCAUGGCCGCCGCAGGAUCAAGAGAGUAG
This is a messenger RNA of Eublepharis macularius, 996 nucleotides long. RefSeq lists its product as uncharacterized. The transcript has 2 exons. The record is from RefSeq and is a predicted model, not a curated record. NCBI's taxonomy places the organism in Eukaryota, Metazoa, Chordata, Lepidosauria, Squamata, Eublepharidae. The coding region runs from base 1 to 996 and encodes 331 amino acids.